Molecule: messenger RNA, 2314 nt
Organism: Cetraspora pellucida
Lineage: Eukaryota; Fungi; Glomeromycota; Glomeromycetes; Diversisporales; Gigasporaceae
Source: the annotation of a GenBank genome assembly
AUGUUUAGCACAACAGAUUUACAUUGGCCAGAUCUUUACAAUCUUAUGCCAAAUACUAACAUAGCUGUUAGUUCAACACAAGCUACCCAAAUGCGGUAUCAUAAUUUAAAUAAUAAUCCUUAUAUACCAAUAUGGUUUUUCAUGCGUCGGUUUGAAUUAUUUUUAGAACACAUGAUAAUAUCUAAGUUUGGUUUUAAUGACUAUUGGUAUCAGUAUGAGUGGCAAUACUGGGGAAGUACGCAUGUACAUGGCAUUGGAAAAGUUUCUAAUGCACCAAAUUUUGACAGGAAAACUAUGUAUCAGGAUGAGGAUUUAAUGAACGAAAUGGUCACAUACAUUGAUUCAAUUGUUAUUGUCAUGAAUCCAGAUAUAAACCAAGAUCUAGCAACAUAUAUUUCUGAACAGCAUCCUUGUCAAAAACCAAUAGAGCAAUUAGUAGAUGACUUUGACAACUAUUGCCAAUUGGUUAAUAAAGUUCAAAAAUAUACAAAAUGCUCACCUUCAUUUUGUCUUGUAUUAAAUAAACGUACUAAUUCAGAAGAAUGUCAGUUUGGAUAUCCAAAAGAAUUACGUGAUUUUACUAUAAUUCAAUCUGAUGAUAAUAACCAACCAGAACUUUUAUUACGUUGUUGGAGAGCCAAUAUUGACAUAAAGCCUAUUCUUUCCCUUCAUGCUGCACUUUCAUAUGUCGCAAAAUAUGCUAGCAAAUCAGAAUUAAGAUCAGAGGCGUUUAGUGAAAUAUUUUCUAAUUACCUUGAAAAUGCAAAAUCUGAUGAGCCAGCCUUAAAAUCAGUACAAAAACUUUUAUUACAUAUAAUAACUGAAAAAGACUUUUCUGCCCAAGAAACAUCCCAUCUUCUCCUUAAAUUACCUUUAGUCAUAUCAUCUUGUAUGUUCUUUACUCUUAACCUUAAUGAAGAUGACACAUUAUGUAAAUUAAUUCGUGAUAACAACAUGCAAAAUAAUGAACAAAGUUCAUCAGUUAGAACUGAACUUUCUUAUUUACAAAAAGAUUAUUGCAAAUUAAAGGUCCUUCUUCAUGUCUCUUAUCAAAGUAUGACUAAUUUUUCUCAAGAAAGUACUGAUAUUGACUGGAUUGAAUUAUAUAAUCAGUUUUUUGCUGAAAGUAAUAGUGACGAAUAUGAAGAGCUUGAGAAAGAUAAUACAAUGAUUCAAGAACCAUGGAUGCAAAUAGUUACAAAUAGUUCACAAGCUAUAACUAAUGAUCUUGGAGAAUGUUUUAUAGAUAUUCAUCAUAUGUGGUCAGGAUCAUAUAUUGCAUUUCCAAAUCUUAGUGAAGUAGAAUCAUUCUUAAAGCAUGCUAAAUGCGAACAAAUUGAAACUACAUUUCAUAAUGAUAAUGACAAAACUUUAAUUGACCCUAGUACAUUAAAUGACAGGCAAAGACAAAUUUUUGAUUAUGUAAUUUUACAUUAUUCUAAACUUCUAACAAAUUCGGAUAACCAAUUAAUUGAACCUUUACGUGCUAUUAUUAUGGGUACAGCUGAAACUGGAAAAUCUUAUAUUAUCAAAGUUAUCCGUAUUGCAGCAUUUAAUAUAAAUGGUUGUACAAUUCAUUCGAAAUUCUUCCUUCCUUCAAAUUUUAAAAAUUUAGAACUCAAAGCUGAGUCUUUAAAAAAACUUCAACAAAAAAUUGAAGGACUACUUGCAGUAAUCGAUCAAUGCUUACGACAGACUUUUCCACAAAACCCAAAUAUUUUAUUUGGAGGUUGUUCAAUAUUAUUUUUUGGUGACUUCAGCCAGCUGCCACCAGUUUUAGAUCUUCCUAUAAUUUGUUCAUUAGUACUGUCAGUUGAAAAAAACUCAUUUGAAAAUGCAAUUCGAUUAUUUACUAAAUGGGAAAAAGUUGAUAAAUACAAUAUAAUAAAAUUAAAACAGCUCAAUUUGCCUGUUGCUAAAAUUAAGGCUGUACAUACUGGUUCAGAUGCUAGGAAAGCACCUUCAGAUACAACAAAUGAGUUGAUUAAUGGUGCGAUGGGUACAAUUGUUGAUAUUAUUUAUGAAUUUGAUAAAUUGCCACCAUCACUGCCUACAGUAAUUCUGCUCAAAAUGGAUAAUUAUAUGGGUCCAACACUAUCUACGUUAAAUAAUUCAGAGGUAGUACCAGUUCGCCCUAUUAGAUAUACUUGGAAAGGAAAAUCAGGAAUUUGUUCACGUAUGCAAUUUCCUUUGUGCCUUGCUUGGGCAAUUACGAUUCAUAAAUCGCAAGGCUUAACAUUGUCGCAAGCUGUGAUAGACAUUGGCAAUAAGGAAUUUGCUAUAGGUCUUACAUUUGUAGCUAUUUCAAGAGUUC